UAUUUGGCGAACGCAAUUUAACCUAGCUUUUCGAACGUCAGUAAAACGGCCAGCCGUCACCGCCAAGUUCCUUCUGUCAACCGGCACGGCACGUCAAAGAAGAGCUCUGAGCAAAAACAAAAGUGAUGUCAAAUCAAAAGUGAUUGAAUGUUUAACUUUUCAUAUAAACAAUACAGAUUUGUUUCUCUUGGUGCUUACUUAGAAAGAAUGGGGCGAAGAAACCGGAACGUUAAUAAGUUCGCUCAGAGGAAGCGCGACCGUAAAGAACAGGAGAAGAACCCUCAAGAGAAGCCAGCUGGUGAUACACGUAGACAUUAUGAAGAUAUUGUAAGAGAAAAUGCUGCUUUUGAAGAAUAUUACAAGACUCAAAAAGUAUGCCCUGAAGAGGAAUGGCCCACUUUCAUGAAGGCUUUACGAGACAAUCUACCAACCGCAUUCAGAAUCACUGGGUCCAAAUGUGAGGCCGAUGCCUUGCUCCGGAUUGUCAAGAGUGAAUAUUUCUCGGAACUGCUGAAUAUGAAGCUGAAGGUCGAGGGUACUGAUGAAGAAGAAGAGAUCAAGCCCAUCAAUUUACCAUGGUAUCCAUCAGGUCUGGCAUGGCAGCUCAGACUGUCCCGCUCUGACAUUCGCCGUAACGAAGCACUCUACCGCCUUCAUAAUUUCCUGGUAGCUGAAACAGCGGCCGGCGGGGUUUCAAGACAGGAAGCAGUGUCCAUGAUUCCACCAGUAGUUCUAGAUGUUCAACCACACCAUAAGGUACUAGACAUGUGUGCUGCCCCAGGAUCGAAAACUGCUCAAUUGAUUGAGUUUUUACAUGCAGAUGAAGAAAAAAUGCCUACAGGUUUCGUAAUGGCGAAUGACGUAGACAACAGCCGCUGCUACAUGCUGGUCCAUCAAGCCAAGCGGCUCAACUCGCCCUGUAUACUGAUCACGAACCACGACUCAGCUGUUAUGCCGUCUCUCACCGUCGCUGAUGAUAAGGAUUCGACUGUCGUUAAGCCGCUUAAGUUCGACCGCAUCUUAUGCGAUGUCCCUUGCUCGGGAGAUGCGACUCUUCGCAAAAAUCCAGACAUUUGGCUGAAGUGGUCUACGGGCAACGGAAAUAAUCUUCAUGGUAUACAAUACAGAGUACUGCGUCGCGGUUGUGAACUCCUAGCCGUCGGUGGGCGCCUGGUAUACUCCACCUGUUCCUUCAACCCUGUGGAGAACGAGGCGGUGAUACACAGGAUACUGCAAGAGUCCGGAGACAGUCUACAGCUGGUUGAUGUGAAGGAUAUGCUGCCUGGACUCAAGUUUCAUGAAGGCAUGACCCACUGGCGGCCGGCAUCCAAAGACAUGGUGUUCUACGAUAAAUACGAGGACGUGCCGGAGAAAUGGCAGACCGUGGUGCGACCGCAGAUGUUCCCGCCCAGCGCGGAGGACGUCGGGAAGUAUCACCUGGAAAGAUGUGUAAGGAUAUUACCGCACCACCAAGACACCGGCGGUUUCUUCGUCGCCGUGCUCGAGAAGAAAUCUCAAUUACCGUGGGAGAAAGAGAUAAAAGAUGCUGAAACUCCUAAAGAUGAGAAGAGAGAGCCGCCGAAGAAGAAAAGAAGAAUGGGCGGCUACAGAGAAGAUCCAUUCGUAUUCUUCUCUGGGGAACAAGAAAGUGUUUUUCCGUCCAUAAAAGAGUUUUACGAUUUAAAAUCAGAGUUUGAUCCGACUUGUUUACUCACACGAUGUUUUGUGGGUAAGAAGAAGAAUAUAUAUUUAGUGUCGCCGAUUGUGAAAGAUGUGGUGGCGAGGAACGAAGCUAUUAUUAAAAUUAUCAAUACCGGUGUCAAGACGUUUGUCAGAUGCGAUAAUAAGAAUAUGGUGUGCCCGUUUAGGUUAUCCCAAGAAGGUCUUCAGAGUAUAUCGCCACUGAUCGGUCAGAAGCGUCGUCUGCAGAUCCUCAAACACGACCUGAUACUGGUGCUCCAGAACGACAACCCCAGCAAACCCCCCGAACUUAAACUCUUCAGCGAGCAAACGCAAACUCUUGUCAAGGAUUUUGCUACCGGCAGCUGCGUGUUAGAAUACAGCGAUCAGGUAUCGAACCUGCGCCUGACGCUGGUGGGGUGGCGCGGCGUCCACUCGCUGCGCGCCUACACCGCCGCGGCGGACACCGUGCACUACCUGAGGUUGCUCGGAGCAGAUACAAGCAAAUAUGAUGUAAAUAAGUUCAAAAAAGCAUCGGAAGUGCUUGAAGCGGACGCCGACACGUCUGUAGCCACGGAAACAGAAACUGCGGAAACAGAAACGGGGGAAAUAGAAAUGGCGGAAACAACGUGCGAAAACGGCGCGAAGAACGGUGAUAUGCAGAUAGACGAAGUACAGAGUACUAGUGAAUUAUAGUAGGUUGUAAGUUGAUUGUUUGUUUAUUUUUACCCCACUUCAAAAUACAUAUAAAUACUUAAGUUUUAAUAGUAAAACGUACAUAUAA
Molecule: messenger RNA, 2464 nt
Organism: Amyelois transitella
Lineage: Eukaryota; Metazoa; Arthropoda; Insecta; Lepidoptera; Pyralidae
Gene: Nsun2
Product: tRNA (cytosine(34)-C(5))-methyltransferase
Exons: 13
Coding region: 148-2376 (742 amino acids)
Biological process (GO): tRNA methylation
Cellular component (GO): nucleus; cytoplasm
Molecular function (GO): tRNA binding; tRNA (cytidine-N5)-methyltransferase activity
Source: RefSeq, a predicted model, not a curated record